This is a messenger RNA of Equus quagga, 2004 nucleotides long. It is a transcript of the gene PCSK9, whose product is annotated as proprotein convertase subtilisin/kexin type 9. The record is from RefSeq and is a predicted model, not a curated record. Gene Ontology annotation, biological process: proteolysis. Lineage: Eukaryota; Metazoa; Chordata; Mammalia; Perissodactyla; Equidae. Gene Ontology annotation, molecular function: serine-type endopeptidase activity.
AUGGGCACGUGGUGGCCGCUGCUGCUGCUGCUCUUGGGCUCCGCGGGCGCCCGCGCGCACGACCCCGACGACGGCGACUACGAGGAGCUGGUGCUGGCCCUGCGGUCCGAGGAGGACGGCCCGGCCCACGCGGCCCAGUAGGUGGCCACUGCCACCUUCCGCCGCUGCGCCAAGGAUGCCUGGAGGCUGCCAGGCACCUACGUGGUGGUGCUGAGGGAGGAGACCCCGCACUCGCAGCCAGAGCACACUGCCCGCUGCCUGCAGGCCCGAGCCGCCCACCAGGGCUACCGCGCCGAGAUCCUGCGCGUCUUCCACGGGCUCUUCCCCGGCUUCCUGGUGAAGAUGAGCAGUGACCUGCUGGACCUGGCCCUGAGGCUGGCCCACGUCCAGUACAUCGAGGAGGACUCCUUCGUCUUUGCCCAAAGCACCCCAUGGAACCUGGAGCGCAUUAUGCCUGUGCGGCCCCAGGAGGAUGAGUACCACCCCCCCACCGUGCCCUGGAAGGACGGAGCCGGCCCGGUGGAGGUGUACCUCCUGGACACCAGCAUGCACAGCGGCCACUGGGAAGUUGAGGGCAGGGUCACAGUCACCGACUUCGAGAAUGUGCCCGAGGAGGACGAGACGCGCUUCCACAGACAGGCGGACAAGUGUGACAGCCACAGCACCUACCUGGAGGGUGUGGUCAGCAGCCAUGAUGCUGGCGUGGCCAAGGGCACCAGCCUCCGCGUGCUCAACUGCCAGGGCAAGGGCACGGUGAGCGGUGUCCUCGCAGGUCUGGAGUUCAUUCGGAAGAGCCAGCGGGCCUAGCCCACCGGGCACUUGGUGAUGCUGCUGCCCUUGGCAGGAGGGUACAGCUGGGCCUUCAACGCCGCCUGCCAGCACCUGGUGAGGACUGGGGCGGUGCUGGUGGCCGCUGCCGGCAACUUCUGCGACGACGCCUGCCUCUACUCCCCAGCCUCGGCUCCCGACGUCAUCACAGUUGGGGCCACCAAUGCCCAGGACCAGCCAGUGAUGGGGGUCCUGGGGACCAACUUUGGCUGCUGUGUGGACCUCUUUGCCCCAGAGGGUGACAUCAUUGGCACCUCCAGUGACUGCAGCACCUGCUACACCUCGCAGAGUGGGAUGUCGCAGGCCGCGGCACAUGUGGCUGGCAUCGUGGCUGUGAUGCUGACCGCUGAGCCAGAGCUCCCCCUGGCCGAGCUGAGGCAGAGGCUCAUCCACUUCUCUGCCAGAGGCGUCAUCAACGCGGCCUGGUUCCCCAAGGACCAGCGGGCGCUGCCCCCCAACCUGGUGGCCACACUGCCGCCCCAUGCCCCAGGAGCACGUGGGCAGCCGCUCUGCAGGACCGUGUGGUCGGCGCGCUCGGGGGCCCUGCGCACGGCCAGCACCCUGGCCCGCUGCGCCGCGGACGAGGAGCUGCUGGGCUGCUUCGGCCUCGCCGGGAGCGGGAGGCGGCGGGGCGAGCGCAUCCAGACCCAGGGCCGCAGGCGGGUCUGCCUGGCCCACAAUGCAUUUGGGGGUGAGGGUGUCUACGCCACUGCCAGGUGCUGCCUGCUGUCCCGGGCCAACUGCAGCAUCCACACGGCUCUGCCAGCCCAGGCCAGGAUGGAGACCCAUGCCCGCUGCCAGCAGCAGGGCCAUGUCCUCACAUCGCCGCGAGGUCAGCGCGCCCCGUGUGUGGGCCGCAAGGAGGCCAGCGUGCACGCUUCCUGCUGCCGCGCCCGGGGGCUGGAGGGGCUGGAGUGCCGAGUCCGGGAGCGCGGCCUUCCAGCACCAUCGCAGCAGGUCACCGUGGCCUGUGAGGAGGGCUGGACCCUGACCGGCUGUGGGGUCCUCCCCGGGGCCCUCCGCACCCUGGGGGCCUACCCAGUGGACGACACGUGUGUGGUGAGGAGCUGGGACCCCGGCACAGGAGGUGGCACCGGGGAGGAGGUGGCGACAGUGAUGGCCAUCUGCUGCAGGAGCUGGCCCUCAGUGGAGCAGGCCCCCUGGGAGUCCCAGUGA